UGGAGGCUGUGAUGCCGACAGAUGCCGACAGGGGGCGCUGUCUGCGCGUGUGCGUCACACGAAGGAGAGGAUCCAACAUGGCGUCGUCAACAACUGUACAGCUGCUGUUUUGUUUAGCAUCAUUUUCUUUGCAAAUCAGCUCGUCCAGACUUUUAUCUGAGCCUUGUUACAAACCAAUCAAAGACGGCAGACCAGACUCUGUCAAGACAGGGGCCCGCCCCCAUGAGUAUGUAAAGGUGUCAGACCUUCCUCCGUCCUGGGACUGGAGGAAUAUCAAGGGGAAGAAUUAUGUGAGCGUCACACGGAACCAGCACAUCCCCCAGUACUGUGGGUCCUGCUGGGCCAUGGGCGCUACCAGCGCAAUGGCUGACCGAAUCAACAUCAAGCGUGGAGGAGUGUGGCCAUCGGCUUAUCUGUCAGUCCAAAACGUGAUAGACUGUGGGAGGGCGGGCUCUUGUUACGGAGGGGAUCACCUGAGAGUCUACGCCUACGCACACGAGAGAGGCAUUCCUGAUGAAACCUGCAACAACUACCAAGCCAAAAACCAAAAGUGUGAGCAGUUUAACCAGUGUGGCACCUGCUCCUUUUUUGAAUCGUGUGCUGUCGUGAAAAACUACACUAUGUGGAAAGUGGGCGACUAUGGAGAAGUUUCUGGAAGAGACCGGAUAAAAGCAGAAAUGUACACCAAUGGGCCCAUCAGUUGUGCCCUGAUGGCCACUGACGGCCUGGAGGAAUACUCUGGAGGGAUCUUCUCAGAGUUUCACCCCCUCUCUUUGCCAAAUCACAUUGUCUCUGUGGCUGGCUGGGAUGUGGCGGAGGACGGGACUGAGUACUGGAUUGUCAGAAACUCCUGGGGAGAGUUUUGGGGAGAACACGGCUGGGCAAGAAUUGUCACCAGUGCCUAUAAAGGAGGAAAAGGCAAUUGGUACAACCUGGGUAUUGAGAAAAACUGUGCAUAUGGAGACCCUGUUGUAACAUAGCAGCCUAAAUAAACUGAUAGAAAGACU
This is a messenger RNA of Etheostoma spectabile (orangethroat darter), 1007 nucleotides long. RefSeq names its product cathepsin Z. Lineage: Eukaryota; Metazoa; Chordata; Actinopteri; Perciformes; Percidae. Gene Ontology annotation, molecular function: cysteine-type peptidase activity. The record is from RefSeq and is a predicted model, not a curated record. Gene Ontology annotation, biological process: proteolysis. The transcript has 6 exons. Bases 12 to 980 code for a protein of 322 amino acids.